GGCAACUCCUCAGGGGAAAUUAAGCGUCGAGUCAGGCUGCACCGUAAUCGCCUUUAAAAGCGCCCCCACCCUGCCUGCCGUGCACACCCAGAUACCUGGGCUGCCCCUCACCCCGCGGUUGAGUGUGAAUGUGAGUGUGUGUGUGUGUGUGUGUGAGAGAGAGAGAGAGAGAGAGAGAGAGAGAGAGAGAGAGAGAGAGAGAGAGAGAGAGAGAGAGAGAACCGGGGCGUGCGGGUGCGAGCCGCGUGUGCCGGGUAAGAGCCCAGCGAGUGCGAACCCGCGAGAGUCCGGGCGUGCGCGCCGGGCUGGGGGGCGCCCCCAGCGACCACACCGGCCAUGAGGGGCGCAGGCACCUGGGCUGCGCUCUGCCUGCUGCUGGCCACCGCCGCCCAGCUCUCGCGGCAGCAGUCCCCGGAGAGGAGACCUGUUUUCACAUGUGGCGGCGUUCUAACUGGAGAGUCUGGAUUUAUUGGCAGCGAAGGUUUUCCUGGAGUGUACCCUCCAAAUAGCAAAUGCACUUGGAAAAUCACAGUUCCCAAGGGAAAAGUGGUCGUUCUCAAUUUCCGAUUCAUCGAUCUGGAGAGUGACAACCUGUGCCGCUACGAUUUUGUGGACGUGUACAGUGGCCACACCAAUGGUCAGCGCAUUGGGCGCUUCUGUGGCACCUUCCGGCCGGGAGCCCUGGUGUCCAGUGGCAACAAGAUGAUGGUGCAGAUGAUUUCUGAUGCCAACACAGCUGGGAAUGGCUUCAUGGCCAUGUUCACGGCCGCUGAACCAAAUGAAAGAGGGGAUCAGUACUGUGGAGGACGACUUGAAAGACCUUCCGGCUCUUUUAAAACCCCCAACUGGCCAGACCGUGAUUACCCUGCAGGAGUCACUUGUGUGUGGCACAUUGUAGCCCCCAAGAAUCAGCUUAUAGAAUUAAAGUUUGAGAAGUUUGAUGUUGAGCGCGACAACUACUGUCGAUAUGAUUACAUGGCUGUAUUUAAUGGUGGCGAAGUCAACGACGCCAAAAGAAUUGGAAAGUAUUGUGGCGAUAGUCCGCCUGCGCCAAUUUUAUCUGAGAGAAAUGAACUUCUCAUUCAGUUUUUCUCAGACUUAAGUUUAACUGCAGAUGGAUUUAUUGGUCACUACAAAUUCAGGCCAAAAAAAUUACCUACAACUACAGUACCACCUGUUACUACCACAUUCCCUGUAACUACAGGUUUAAAACCCACGGUAGCCCUGUGUCAACAAAAGUGUAGAUGGACGGGGACUCUGGAGAGCAAUUAUUGUUCAAGUAACUUUGUCUUGGCCGGCACUGUCAUUACCACCGUCACUCGAGGUGGGAGUCUGCACGCCACGGUCUCACUCAUUAACAUCUACAAAGAAGGAAAUUUGGCGAUUCAGCAGGCGGGCAAGAACAUGAGUGCCAAGGUCGUCGUGGUCUGCAAGCAGUGCCCUCUCCUCAGAAGAGGUCAAAAUUACAUUAUUAUGGGCCAAGUGGGUGAAGAUGGGCGAGGCAAAAUCAUGCCAAAUAGCUUUAUCAUGAUGUUCAAGACCAAGAACCAGAAGUUCCUGAAUGCCUUGGAAAACAAGCAAUGUUAACAGUGAGCUGUGUCAAGUUAAGCUUUCUUCUGUCAUUGCCUCUGAAAGAUCUAUUUUUCUCAGUAGAAAAACAGUCUUAUAAGAUUAAAUAUUGAGCAUUCUGAAAGAUUUACUCUUCACAUGAUGUGGGUCGGAGACCUCCGACGUCGCUGGUGGAAGUUCUGUGCCUGCCCCGCAAGAGCAGACACGACGGGAAACCUGCAGACUUAGUGCCAUGAGAGGAAACUAAGUGUAUCAGAGCGUGACAGUUUGGAAGCAGUUUAUUUAUACAUCUCUGGAAAAGGGUAUUUUAAAAAUGAGUUUGGUGAAGAUGUAAAAAAGAUUUUAUAAGUGCAAUAUUUAUAGUGGUAUUUGUUUUACCUUCAAGCAUUUGCUCCAAGGUGGUAUAUUCUUCUCUUGCAUUUUUAAAUCGAUGCUUAAUAAAAUAUUUUAAAUGCUUA
Messenger RNA from Rhinolophus ferrumequinum (greater horseshoe bat), 2027 nucleotides. It is a transcript of the gene PCOLCE2, whose product is annotated as procollagen C-endopeptidase enhancer 2. Bases 337 to 1587 code for a protein of 416 amino acids. The transcript is spliced from 9 exons. Gene Ontology annotation, molecular function: protein binding. The record is from RefSeq and is a predicted model, not a curated record. Lineage: Eukaryota; Metazoa; Chordata; Mammalia; Chiroptera; Rhinolophidae.